Molecule: messenger RNA, 3280 nt
Organism: Lindgomyces ingoldianus
Lineage: Eukaryota; Fungi; Ascomycota; Dothideomycetes; Pleosporales; Lindgomycetaceae
Product: coatomer subunit beta
Exons: 9
Coding region: 248-3115 (955 amino acids)
Biological process (GO): intracellular protein transport; intra-Golgi vesicle-mediated transport; endoplasmic reticulum to Golgi vesicle-mediated transport
Cellular component (GO): cytoplasm; COPI vesicle coat
Molecular function (GO): structural molecule activity
Source: RefSeq, a predicted model, not a curated record
GCAGUGUAUGCUGUUGAUACUUGACGCUGCACUCCUGCGCAGCCCAAAUUUCUCUCCGGAUACGCCCUCCACUGGACCCCAGCCUUCUCCACCCGCCCGCUAAUUUCGCACCUCCCCUCGUUGAAUCCACGUUGCAGCCCACCUGUUCUGGACACCACGGGCAUUGACGGCAGCCGGCCGACUCCUGGAGGCGUGAGAGGAAACAAAUAACUCGACAAGGAGCGCUGGGAUUGGUCUAGCAAUCAUCAUGGCGACAUUCCUUGAAAAUUCAUACAGUCUGGUCCACCAGGACAAUGCUGCCGAUGUCCCCUCGCAGAAUGAGCUCAAGCAAGCUCUAGAGAAGGGGACAGAUGAGUCAAAGAUCGAGACUAUGAAGAAGAUCCUCUCGAUAAUGCUGAACGGUGACCCCCAAGCAGGCCUGCUCAUGCACAUAAUACGAUUCGUCAUGCCUAGCAAGUCGAAGCCCCUGAAGAAAUUGAUGUAUCUCUUCCUGGAGGUAUGUCCAAAGCACGACGCGCAGGGGAAGCUGCGACAGGAGUGGAUAUUGGUGUGCAAUGCUAUCCGUUUCGAUCUCCAGGCGCCGAACGAAUACGUACGAGGGAACACAUUGCGCUUUCUCUGCAAACUGAGGGAUGCCGAGUUAGUAGAGCCUCUUUUACAACCGGCUCGCCAAUGCCUCUCUCAUCGGCAUGCAUACGUCCGCAAAAACGCCACCUUUGCAAUCGCUUCAAUCUUCACGCAUCUUCCAGAAUUGCUUCCGGACGCUCCCGACCUCUUGACCACCUUUUUGGACGAGGAGAACGACGCCACCUGCAAGCGCAACGCCUUCGCCGCUCUUGCCUCUAUCAGUCAUGAAAAAGCGCUCGAGUACCUUAGUACUGUCUUUGAUUCGAUUCCAAACCACGACGAGCUUGUGCUCCUUGCUGAACUCGAAUUUAUUCGCCGAGAUGCUUUUGUAAAUCCUCAGAACAAGGCUAGAUAUCUUCGGUUGAUCUUUGAUCUCCUCGAAUCUAGUGUAUCCACCGUCAUCUACGAAGCUGCCCAUGCUUUGACAACCCUCACCAACAAUCCUGUAGCUGUCAAGGCCGCAGCAGGGAAGUUCACUGAACUGGCUAUCAAGGAACCUGACAACAAUGUGAAACUCCUCGUUUUGGAAAGAGUGGAUCAAUUACGGGAAAAGAAUGAAGGCGUUUUAGAUGAUUUGACAAUGGAAGUUCUUCGUGUUCUUUCCAGCCCGGACCUGGAUGUACGGAGAAAGGCGCUCAAGAUUGCCAUGGAGAUGGUCUCUAGCCGAAAUGUCGAAGAAGUCGUUCUUCUCCUCAAGAAAGAACUCAUGAAAACAGUUGACGAGCAGUACGAGAAGAACUCUGAGUACCGAACACUCCUGAUUUCCUCUAUCCACCAGUCUGCCAUUAAGUUCCCCGAGGUUGCAGCGAGCGUUGUGGGUUCGCUCAUGGACUUUAUCUCAGAUGUCAGCAGCAACGCCUCCGCUGUUGACGUGAUCUCUUUCGUGAAAGAGGUCGUGGAACGCUUCCCAGAUCUAAGGGCAUCAAUUGUCGAACGCCUGGUGACUACUUUAGGUGAGGUUCGCGCUGGAAAGGUCUAUCGUGGUGUUCUUUGGAUUAUUGGUGAAUUCUCUCUGGAAGCAAAGGACAUUCGAGACGCAUGGAAAGGGAUACGCUCUUCCCUUGGCGAGAUCCCUAUCCUUGCCUCAGAGCAGCGGUUACUGGAGGAAGCUUCCGAAGGGAAAGAGCCUACGGAACAAGUGAACGGCCACGCCAAACCUGUAGCUCCAUCAGGAUCGCGAAAAGUUCUUGCGGAUGGUACCUAUGCUACGGAAAGCGCGCUCACUUCCGCAGCCGCCAAAGCGAAACUGGAGGCUGUUAAGAACUCCCAGAAGCCUCCACUACGCCAACUGAUCCUCGAUGGUGAUUACUACCUGGCGACGGUUCUGUCCAGUACUCUCACGAAACUUGUCAUGCGACACUCAGAGAUAUCCAAAGAUGAAGCGCGAACAAAUGCUCUCCGGGCCGAGGCUAUGCUCAUCAUGAUAUCUAUUAUUCGAGUUGGACAAUCGCAGUUUGUCAAAACGCUCAUAGACGAGGACUCUGUCGACCGAAUCAUGACAUGUGUCCGGUCUCUCUCUGAGUUUGCUCAGAGAAAGGAACUCGAGACUGUGUUUCUGGAAGAUACGCGAAGGUCGUUCCGAACAAUGGUCCAGGCGGAAGAAAAGAAGCGGGCAGCCAAGGAAGCUGUGGAGAAGGCAAAAUCUGCAGUCAAUGUUGACGACUCAUUCUCAAUCCGACAACUAAAGAAGAAAGAACUAGAUGGUACUGACGAAAUUGAACAAGAUUUGGAGAGGGCAACUGGGGGGGAUACAGCUACUGAAGACCUGACUUCUAAGCUAAGCCGGGUUGUGCAACUUACUGGCUUCUCAGAUCCUGUUUAUGGCGAAGCAUAUGUGAAGGUGCAUCAAUUCGACAUCGUUCUCGACGUUCUUCUCGUCAAUCAAACGACCGAGACUCUUCAGAAUCUUACAGUAGAAUUCGCAACACUCGGCGACCUUAAGGUCGUAGAGCGCCCUCCAACACAGAACGUCGGCCCUCACGACUUCAUUAAUAUCCAAGCCACCAUCAAGGUGUCCUCAACGGACACCGGAGUAAUUUUCGGCAACGUCAUAUAUGAAGGCGAAAAGGGAGUUGACUCCAACGUUGUCAUCCUAAACGAUGUACACGUAGACAUUAUGGACUACAUCAAACCCGCAUACUGCACAGAGACGCAAUUCCGCACAAUGUGGACCGAGUUCGAGUGGGAAAACAAAGUCAAUAUCAAUUCCAAGGCCAAAUCUCUCCGCGAAUUCUUGAAGCAAUUGAUGGCUUGCACCAAUAUGAGCUGUCUUACCCCUGAGGCUUCUAUGAAGGGAGAUUGCCAGUUCUUGUCCGCUAAUUUGUACGCGAGAAGUGUGUUUGGCGAGGAUGCUCUGGCUAACCUUAGCAUUGAGAAGGAGGGCGAAAACGGUCCUAUUACAGGUUUCGUACGUAUCCGAAGUCGGUCACAGGGUUUGGCUUUGAGCUUGGGAUCGCUGAAGGGCCUUAACAAGGUUGGUGCUUCGUGAUGACGUCAUGUUACGAAAUUUUGUCAGGGUGCACUUGAUGUAGCUUCUGGACAAGCCGGUCUGACUCUCAUACCGCUUCGUCGACUUCGUACUAAGCUUUGUGACGGCGGUGGCUGUGGAAAUGGGGUCUGCCUGUCCGAGCAUUAUGAAAAGUCGAUGAUAACC